This is a messenger RNA of Geodia barretti, 366 nucleotides long. The record is from the annotation of a GenBank genome assembly. Lineage: Eukaryota; Metazoa; Porifera; Demospongiae; Tetractinellida; Geodiidae.
AUGCAGUCAUCUCUUGACAACAGUACACUCUGUAGGUAUUUCUCCAGUCUCUCCCUCUCUCCGACAUCAACCACGGCCACGCUGAGACCUGUUCCACCACGAAAGACUGGCUGUUUAGCUGUGCCCCACGUGCCCGUCAGAACUGUGGUGAAGCACAGCAAACUCGGCAAGAUGAAGACAGUGAAAGCAGUUGCAAAGAGGUUUCGAAGGACUGGUUCGGGGAAACUCAAAUUCUGGCCUCCGGGAAACGUCCACAACCUCCUUUCAAAGUCACACAACCGUAAAUGCCGGAUCAGAAGACCACGCUAUGCCAGCAAAUCGCAGGCUAAAACUCUCAACAAGAUGUUGAUUGGCCGCUACUCGUAA